Molecule: messenger RNA, 616 nt
Organism: Solanum stenotomum
Lineage: Eukaryota; Viridiplantae; Streptophyta; Magnoliopsida; Solanales; Solanaceae
Product: basic leucine zipper 43-like
Exons: 1
Coding region: 44-424 (126 amino acids)
Biological process (GO): positive regulation of DNA-templated transcription
Cellular component (GO): nucleus
Molecular function (GO): DNA-binding transcription factor activity; transcription cis-regulatory region binding
Source: RefSeq, a predicted model, not a curated record
CUCCUCCUAACUACCCACCCCCCUUAGAAGCGAUUUUCCGACCAUGUUGUCCACUUUGCCGGCCACUGCUCUGUCCGCCGAUGGACUUUUCCACAAUACAUCUCCGGCUUUUGAUGGCGGGUUCACCCCUAGGGAAUGUAUCGAACCGGCUAUUCUAUUCCCACAAGAAGUGGAAGAAGAAGAACCGGUUGUUUCGCCAAAGGUUAUUUUAAACUCCGAUUCAGGGUCUGAUGACUCCAAACUGAAUUCUGUUCACUCUAGUUCCAGUUCAGAUGACCCGGACCGGAAUAAUAACAAGUCGAACCGGUGUUCUGACGAGAGAAAGCGGCAGCGCACGACAUCGAACCGGGAAUCAGCAAGGCGGUCCCGCAUGAUAAAGAAAAUGCAUCUGGAGAUCCUGCGGAACCAAGCGAACCGGCUUUAAGUAGGGAAACGGUUACGAUUAAUUACUCACCAGAGUGAGAACGAUAUAUAUAUUUGCAUCCUUAAAUUCCUGCAAUGAUAAGUUGCUCUUGCAAUCAUUAACCUAAUGUUCCAACUCCAAAUUAAUUAUCCCCUAAAGCUAGACUAAUAUAUUCCCAAGUCUUUUUAUGCUUAUAAAUUACAAAUUCAACUA